Cyanistes caeruleus (blue tit) is the source of this 2504-nucleotide messenger RNA. NCBI's taxonomy places the organism in Eukaryota, Metazoa, Chordata, Aves, Passeriformes, Paridae. The record is from RefSeq and is a predicted model, not a curated record.
CAACCCUUCAGUUUCCAUCAGAAAAUUUCCCAUGCACCAAAAUGUCUGGUUACGGCAAUCAUAUAUUUCUACACUGAAAUCAAUCUUGAACUUAAAUUUAUUUGUAUUAUCUGUGUAUCUCUUCUUCUAUCCAGAGCAAAUACUUGACAAUGAAGGGCAUGAGUGACUUACAGUUUUCCUCCCAGCUAUCCGAUGAGGAGGAAAAUAUGUACGAGACUGUAACUUCUUCAAUGCUGGAGGCCAUGGAUUCUCUGAGAAUCCUUCCUGCCAAACCUCUACAAGAAUCUGAAUAUGCAGACAAACGUUGCUUAAGGCCUUCAGGUACCACUUCCCCAACAAGUGAAAACCCAUCUCAGCCCCUUCAACACUCAGCUAUUUGCACACUUGAUCCGGAGGGGAGAACAGUGCCAAAUGUAAGAGGAGGAAGAAUGAAAACACAUGGAUAUCAGGAGCCUACACCUCCCCCACGGCCUCUGAAGAUGCUGCCAAAGCAGUAUCAGCCCCUUCCUCCAGAGCCAAGAAUAAGCAGCCAGAUCUUUCACAAGAGGAACACACUCAGCCAAGAUCCCACCUUUCCAACAUCAGCAAAAGUCACAAGACACUCAUCUGUUAAGGAAUCAAAUAAAGCACGUGGAAGAGAGCAAGUUACAAGUUUGGGGAAGAAACCUGAAGUAUCUUUUCAAGCACAACAGCAUCCUCCUGAAGCCAGCCCUCAAUGUACACGAAGCUCUAAAAACAUCUGCAAAUCAGGUUCCACAUUAAGUGUAGAUAAUUUGAAAGUGAGGAAGCCACUACCUCCUACAUCGUAUGCAGCAUGCAAAAAUAAACCAAAACAUCUGCUCAUAAAACAGGAAAUGCAAUCUCUUACCCAACCCACUGAAAAGGAUUUAAACAAAUGCGAAUGGUAUGUUGGAGAAUAUGAUCGCCACAAAGCAGAGAAGAUACUGUUACAGAAAAACAUUGAUGAGACAUUCUUGGUUAGAGAUUGUUCAAAGAAAUCAAAGGCUGAACCGUACGUUUUGGUUGUUUAUUAUGGAAGAAGAGUAUACAACAUUAAAGUCCGUUUUCUGGAAGAAAGCCAACAGUACGCGUUGGGAACAGGGCUCAGAGGAGAGAGUAAAUUUAAUUCCGUGGAAGAGAUCAUAGACUUCUACAAAUCCGUUCCCAUAACACUCAUUGACGGAAAGGAUCAGUCAGGAAACCACAGAGAACAAUGCUACCUCAAACAUCCAUUCAAGUCACGCUGACCUCUUCUGCCUUAUUGUCACUGAUUCAUCUGUACAGAUAUAAAUAGAACACUUAUUUAGAUGUCUCAAGAAUCAGAUCUGCCUUUUGAGCACGGAGCUCCACAUAAUAUAAUGAAGCAUUCCACAGAUCUACUCCAUCUUUUGAUUGUCGCAUUUUCACUUUGAGGAUACAUGAAUAUGUCAACAUAUUAAAUGACAGGAAGGUGUUGAGACCAACUUCUGAUACACUGACAACUGACCAAUUUGCUUAACUUAAGAUGAAAAUUAAACUUGUCCUUGCUUACCUAAAUGUCACUGAAACUUCGCUGAGUAGCAAAAACCUAAUAAAAUAUACCACAGUCAUUAAAUAAAUAUUCUUGCUUUUAAAAAUACACAUGAAACAGUGUGUCAGAGUUCUCACUGUCUAACAAUUUCAUGUGGUGUGCAUAUGUUUGCUCAACAACAAGCUGUGCUCAGCUGCCACUGAAGUUAGUGUCAUACAAUGCUUACAGGCACUGGAGACUUUAAAGCUAGCUGUACUUAGGUAAAUUCUUAUUCUUUAGCUCAAGUAGCAGAUACUUGUAUUCCAAACCUGAGCUUUCAAACACUUAUACAGUAGGACCAUUAUGCAAACAUUCACUUUGAAUCCAUACCAUGUGCAAAUGUAAAGCUCAUAAGCAGGAAAAGCAGAUGUACUUAAAAAUCAGCAAGAAAACAUGCUCCAGUGUAUAUGAGCAAAGAACAUGAGAAUGUGAUUAUUCUUCCAGAAAAAAAAAUACAGAGAUAUUUAUUUAUACAAUUUGAGUUUUGGAAGCUUACCUAACUACUGUAUGUAUAUGAAGGCAAACUAUAAUUCUAUAUGUACAUGAAGGGAUUUUUCUGCAGAGCAUUGAUAAUCCUCCUAACCACACUCAGAAAUUUGACUAGGCUAUUGUAAUAUACCAGAAAGGAACCUCAGUUACUUUAUCCUUAUAGAAUAGGAACGGGAAGAACAAAACCACUCAAGCCCAAAACCACAACAUUCCAACCCAAUUUAUGACGUACUAUGUAGUGGCACAAACUAGCUCUAAAAAAAUUUAGCAGUUGAUUAUUGUUUUCUUACAACCUUUUUAUUUCUCAAUGCUGUAUCAAAGGGAAGAAAACAUCCACUGUAAAUUAUUUCUCUCAAAUUGAUGAGACUGUUAAACUUGAAGGAAAUUAUUCUGACAUAAUUUUAUCAAAUAAAAGUAACAAAACAGAAGCUGCUAAAAUAGAGUUUAGCAGAGUUCAUAAAAAAAA